CACUCAAGUAAUUCUCUUCCACUGUAGUGAUCACAACACACGGUUCAGAAUAAUAAAGAACAAGAGACUUUGCUGAAUCGAAAUUUUUUUCAUUGUCGACAAUCUGUGAAUCAAAAUGGCAUUAUCUGUUCCAAAAGCGCCCGGCGUUGCCCAAAUGAUGAAAGAUGGUGCACGCAUGUUAAGUGGUUUGGAAGAAGCUGUAUACAGUAAUUUGACGGCAUGUAAAGAAUUUGCACAAACGGUGCGCACCGCAUACGGACCAAAUGGCAUGAAUAAAAUGAUAAUAAAUCAUUUGGAAAAGCAAUUUGUCACAUCGGAUGCGGGUACGAUAAUUCGUGAAUUGGAAGUUGAACAUCCAGCAGCAAAAUUACUUGUUUUGGCCAGUCAACAGCAGGAAGCUGAAAUCGGUGAUGGUACAAAUUUUGUGGUCAUUUUUGCCGGUGCAUUGUUAGAAGGUGCAGAGGAAUUGUUACGUUUGGGCGUUACCACAACCGAAAUUGCUGACGGUUAUGAAAAUGCAUUGAACAAAGCAACCGAAGAAUUGCAAUCGCUUGUCAUCGGCAACGUUGAUAAAGAUGAUGAAAAAAUCAAAGCUGUUAUACGAAGCACCGUUCAAUCGAAACAAUACGGUCAAGAAGAUUUCAUCACCGACCUCAUUUUUAAAGCCUGCCAAUCAGUAUGGAGCGGCGGAAACACAUUCAACGUUGAUAAUGUUCGUGUGUGUAAAAUUGCCGGCAGCAAUUUAAUGCGAUCAGAAGUUGUAAACGGCAUGGUGUUCAAGCGUUUUGUUGAGGGUGACAUUUCAUCGGCGAAAAAUGCAAAAAUUGCCAUUUAUUCAUGCCCCGUUGAUAUUCUACAGACGGAAACAAAAGGUACCGUUUUGAUAAAAACAGCCAAUGAAUUGAAAGAUUUUAGUCGCGGCGAAGAAAAUUUAUUGGAGCAACAAAUCAAAGCAAUUGCCGAUAGUGGUGCUAAAGUUGUCGUUGCUGGCGCAAAAUUCGGCGAUUUGGCAUUGCAUUAUUGCAAUAAAUUUGGUUUGAUGGCCGUGCGAUUGAAUUCAAAAUUCGAUUUGCGACGACUGAGUAAAGCUGUCAAUGCAACGGUUUUGCCACGUUUAUUACCGCCCACAGCCGAGGAACUUGGCUAUUGUGAUGCCGUAUUGGUUGAAGAAUUGGGCGAUACUGGUCUUGUUGCAUUCCGAAAUGAUGGCAAAGACGGCCGUAUUGCAACCAUUGUUGUACGCGGUGCUACCGAUAAUUUCAUGGACGAUAUCGAACGUGCAAUCGACGAUGGUGUCAACACUUUCAAAGCACUCACCAAGGAUGGAAGAUUUGUGCCAGGUGCUGGCUCCGUUGAAAUCCAAUUGGCAAAGAAAUUGUCCGCCUAUGCAGAUCUUUUACCAGGCCUAGAACAAUAUUCAGUGCGUAAAUUUGCUGCCGCGCUUGAAACAUUCCCGAAAGCGUUGGCUGACAAUAGCGGUGUCAACGGAUCGGAUAUCAUUAAUAAAUUGUAUUCGGAUCAUAAUAUGGGCCACUAUACGCAUGGUGUUGACAUUGAAUCGCAAGCACCAUCUACCAUUGAUAUCACGAAAAAUAAGAUUUUCGAUUUGUACAUCACAAAACAUUGGGGCCUUCAGUUUGCCGUUGAAGCGGCCGCCACAGUGUUACGGGUGAACCAGAUUAUAAUGGCCAAGAGAGCCGGCGGACCAAAACCGCGACAACCAGGCGCUCAAGAUCAAGACGACGAUUAAUCUUAAACAUACUAUUUUCUCUUUACGUUUCUAUCAUUCUUUUCACAAUUGCCGCAAUUAAGAUGGAAUUUUUGUUUUCUAUUCUUGAAUUUUUUUUUGUUUCCGAUCAAUAAAUGCAUUUGUUUCAUCCAUUAAGUUAUCAACAAAUCUCUCACCAAGACAACGACGACAACAAAAAGAAAACACACACAAACAACUACUUGUCUUCAUAGUCAUUUUAAUCCAUAAGCAACAAACAAACAACGUAAUUAAAAAAGAUGAGAAAUAUUCGAAUUAGAAACAAUUACAAACACACCAUCAAGAAUUAUAUUGUUCUAUCUAAAACUAACCAAAAUUAAAAUUAAAUUUAACACACGCUUUUUAAAGAAUCAAAUCAAAUGUUUGAAAAUUAAA
This is a messenger RNA of Contarinia nasturtii (swede midge), 2143 nucleotides long. RefSeq names its product T-complex protein 1 subunit theta (gene CCT8). The transcript has 3 exons. NCBI's taxonomy places the organism in Eukaryota, Metazoa, Arthropoda, Insecta, Diptera, Cecidomyiidae. Gene Ontology annotation, cellular component: chaperonin-containing T-complex. The record is from RefSeq and is a predicted model, not a curated record. Gene Ontology annotation, molecular function: ATP-dependent protein folding chaperone; ATP hydrolysis activity; ATP binding. Gene Ontology annotation, biological process: protein folding. Bases 116 to 1750 code for a protein of 544 amino acids.